AUGAAAACCUUCAAUGCUCUAAGAUCAAGCAAGAUGAAAAGGUAUCAGAUCUACCCGGUUCAGUUGUACCAACAAGGGCGCAUGUUGAGAAAGGGAAAUUUCCAUCGCUUAGCAGUUUCAAGAGGAAGAUUUCAUCAGUUGACCAAGAUGUGGUUGAGAAACCAAAAGAGCCUAGCGGUAAGCAGGUGAAGCUUACCAGCAUAUUCACGCGGGAAAAAACAAGCUUCUCGGCUGGAAAUAGACUACGAGUAGUCCCCCAGGAGGAAAAAUGGGGGAUUACUUGUAGUCUAGGCUGGAAAGCAAAGAGUCUGUGGAAACAGAUGGUGGGUAUGUUUAUGCUGUUGCUAAGACUCAAAGAUCUGAAAAUAUUGGUGAUACCAGUGAACUGUUAGCAAAAAAAAACUGACAUUGAAGUUAUUGAAGUUAAGGAUGAUAUCAUUUCCGUAAGUGAAUCUAAUGAUAACGAACUUAGUUCUCAGAAAGACGUCCAGCAAGAAAUAGAUUCAGAGCGUAGGCCAGGCUAAAGAUAAUUAAUUCAAGUAACGCAUCUUGCAAAACAAUACUGGUUCUUCCUAAACUUGGCAACACCGAAAAACAAACUCAGGUAUCGGAGAUGGCUAGAAACAGAAAGGAAACACCCAUGAGCUUCAGUAUGAAUAAAGUUAAAAGCAUUGUUACGGCACAAACGAGAGAGAAAAUAGGUGAAGUAGAAGCUCUUUUGUUUAGAGCGAAGAUAGCACCAGAGAGCAAUUCCAGUGCUGAGAAAGAACUAACGAAAAAUAUCAUUAAAGAUAGGUUCAAGGGUAUGGAAGUUUUGGGUCAAUUUAAUCUGGGUUUUAUCAUCGCAAAACUGGACAAUGAUUUGUUCAUAAUCGACCAGCAUGCUUCAGAUGAGAAAUUUAACUUAGAGGAUCAACAGAGGAACACAACAAUUAUGUCCCAACGUCUUAUUGUUCCCCAGAAGCUUGAACUAACCACUGCCAAUGAAGCUAUCGUUAUGGACAACGUGGAAAUAUUUCAAAAGAACGGAUUUGAUUUUGAGAUUGAUUGCAAUGUCCUUACUGAACAGCUCUCGCAUUCUGUUUUCCGGAGAUAUUGAUGGCUUGUCUUUUUAGUAGGGACCUUAAGCAACGACGACGACUACGGCAGUGAAAACGUCGCUACAAAAACGAAUCUGCGUUCUUUCAAACUUAAUCGCGUUUAUUUGAACCUGGUCAAUAUGUCGAAUGCGGGCUACUUUUCCUGGAAUUGAAUUCUUAAGGAUUUUAUUCAAGUUAAAAAAGAGGAAGGAAAGUUCGUCGUCGUAUGUCCACGUCCUCCAUAAAACGUCAAAUUAGGAGGUUUCACGUCGUAGUCGUGCAGUGACGUCGAAGAAAUGUACUAAAAAGCGUGAUGCACGUGCAUGGCUGUUGUUUUGAUCAUUAAAUCUAUUGUUUUUUGAAAUUGUCGUCGUUGUCGUCGUAGUUGCUUAAGCUCCCUAAUAAUUUAGGUUACAAGAUGACGUGUCUGGUCCCUUGCCUAUUGGGCAAGUAAGCUUAAGACGUUACUUGCCUAGCAAGAAAAGCUACUUCUCCUGAUCCGCAACCGGAUAGGACUUUUCAUUUCGAGCCCUGAAAACACUGACCUCGUGUCUUGGAAGGGUGAAUCCUUUUCCUAGUACCUUCUGGAACAGCAAACAUGCUGUGGGUGUGUAAGUCGCAAAAUGUAUACAUAAUAAACAUACUUCGCAUCCCCUGCACUGUAGACUGAACGUUACUAGGUCUGUAAAAGAAAGAUUCUUCUUGUUCAGUCCCCCAAGCUCAUUUCUAAAGCCGGAAAGCUUACUGGCACUGCUCUUUCAUCGAAUUUACUAAGAACGAAUAGUCAUACUGCCAGAGUUGGUGAAUUUUGUCCUUUUUUGUGGUAAGAAAAGUCCUUGAUGUUGAUAUAGUUAAAAAGCUUUGCCCAUGGUCUUGACACAGUAUACACGGAAACUUGGAAAAUUAUUGUUUCAUAUCCUGCCAGACUCGUUUCGUUGAUUGCUUCAUUUUUUUUCUUAAAAACGCAAGAGAAUUUUUCUACUUUCCUUUUUCUUCUUAGCAACUGAACAGAUAUGAUCAGUUGUGUAUCAAACUUAAUCCAGUCAGGAGACAUUCUGAGUAA
Porites evermanni is the source of this 2142-nucleotide messenger RNA. The record is from the annotation of a GenBank genome assembly. NCBI's taxonomy places the organism in Eukaryota, Metazoa, Cnidaria, Anthozoa, Scleractinia, Poritidae.